GUGUUACUACAGGGAUGGUAGAGCCUUUUCUUGAAGGACUUUCGUUACAGGAAGCAAUGGAUGGCAACCGGAUUUUUAUGGUUAACCUUGAAAUUUUAUCUAGAUUAGACCAUGAUCAGAUUCCUUCUCCAUUUGCAUUGUUCUUUCUGAACGGUAAGAAGAAUCUGAUGCCUAUUGCUAUACAGCUUUUCCAACAAAAAGGAGACGAUAAUCCGGUAUUCUUACCCAGCGAUCCCUGGUAUACCUGGUCACUUGUUAAAAUGUGGUAUAAUAAUGCAGAGGCCCAGUACCAUAGGGCUUGUUCCCUCAUCGGAUACACGCAUCUGUUUAUCGAAGCCGUCGCCGUGGCAACCCAUCGAAAUCUUUCCCCCUCACACCCAGUCUUUCGCUUGCUUGCUCCAUUCAUCCGGGACGUCAUACCCCUUAACUGCUUUGAACUCAAUGAGCUGCUUGCACCAGGAUCAUGGGUCGACAAAGUAACGACUUUAGGAUCACAAGGCACCUUGAACCUACUCUCACUAGGGUGGCAAGAAUGGCGGCUUGACGUCCAAGGAUGUUUACCUAAGGACCUCAGUACCAGAGGGGUAGAUAACCCGGAAGUCUUGCCUGACUAUCCAUACCGUGACGACUCGCUCCCUCUCUAUCACUCCAUAGAGAACCUAGUACGCACUAUAGUCUACAAUAGAUAUCUUGAUCCUGAUAUCUUGAGAAACGAUUCUGAGCUAUCGGCGUGGUCACGUGAGCUGGCAUCUGACGGGAGCGAUGGCUGCAGUAUCAAGGGUAUCCCAGGAGAUGGGCUGAUAUCUACUCCAGAUGAGCUAGUCUUGGUCUUGACCUCGAUCAUCUUCGUGUCAACAGUCGGUCAUUCGGCUGUUAACACACCACAGUACGAAGAAUACGGAUAUCUGCCGAACUACCCAGCGGUACUUCGGGGGUCUCCCCCUAGGGAUAAGAGCUGGCGCGAGGAGAGCGCAAUCUUGGCUUGUCUUCCGUCCAAGAGCGUUUCACUUGACAUAAUGCUUAUCACAAAAUUGCUGUCUGAGAAACACAGCUAUGGUCUGUCCAACCUGGGUGCACAAUACAUGUAUCACCCGGACGAUGUUAAAGCUUGGGAAAGAUUCAUUGACGAUCUCAGAGGGAUCGCACACACCAUCCAGGACAACAACAGGAAGCGCAGUACGGUCUAUGAUUAUAUCAAUCCCAUCAAAACAUUAUGAUAAAACAUUGUAUUCUCUCGUGACGUUCAGGGAAGUGUUUAGUGUCGCUUAGAUUUAAUGUGGGCACACUCCGAUUUGGAUCACUCAUAAAGUAAAAAGGUCAAAUCAAUGGCCCAGUUAUGGAGCCGAUUUUAUUGAUUUAGCUAGGUCGAAGGUACCUCCAGAAAGUUUACGUCUUCAGUAUCUAUUUCUAUACACUAGAGUGCUUACCAUAAAUUCGAGAAAAAGUUAACUAGCAAAAUUGUACAAAGUAGUGCAAAGUUUUGUAGGUCUACAGUCUACUGGGGUCUACUGAACUUACUAAUUUGUGAACUUAUAAUACACUGUACAAAAUUACUCGAUUCUGAUUGGACAAGAGGAGUAAAAUUACAUCCCAAAAUGGUACUCUGUAGAGUCCCAAUUAAGUUGCUCAAUUUCGUUUAGUGUAUUAUAAACAAAAAAUCUCACAAUCUGCUCGUACAAUUCGAAAUUUAUAGAUACUCGUGAUGUUUUGAAAGUUCUCAACACUCGUACCUAUAAAUUGAUGGGUAGCAAGCAUUCCCAACAGAGUUAAAAGACAAAAACAUGGCGGCCAUUGUGGUGCCGUUAACAAUGGAUGCUAAUGGGUGAUCUUUUGUUAAAUGGUACCAACAUGGCCGCGAUGACGUAACGUGCAAACGAAGAAUUCCGAAUUGUACUCGAGGUCGUGCGAUUUUUUAUACAAAUGCCUUGCAAUUUUAUUACAAAGUUUUUUCACGGACGAAAUAUAGUAUUCACCUAAUACAUUGUUUGGCAAACAUGCAAACUUUGUUGCAAUUUCAUUUUUAGUUUUGGAGAUAUUUGAGGACAGAUUUCAGUUAUUUCUAUAGGUGUUGGGUACCGGUUUGCCCCACCCCUCCCCCCCUUGUGUCCCGUCAGUCUCGUGCGCAACUGUUAAACAAAGAAAUGAUACUCAUGGGAAUGACACGUGGUCUGAAACGGGAAAACAUUACGGCAAAGGUAAAGAGGUAAAUUGGUAACCAAUGUAUGUAACAUUCUUUUCUUUGAUUGUUUUGGUCACUAAAAACGAGAAAAUUUUAUCGUUUUUGUUAUUGUAAAAAAAAUGACAUC
This is a messenger RNA of Actinia tenebrosa (Australian red waratah sea anemone), 2306 nucleotides long. RefSeq names its product polyunsaturated fatty acid 5-lipoxygenase. Gene Ontology annotation, biological process: lipid oxidation. The record is from RefSeq and is a predicted model, not a curated record. Gene Ontology annotation, molecular function: metal ion binding; oxidoreductase activity, acting on single donors with incorporation of molecular oxygen, incorporation of two atoms of oxygen; protein binding. NCBI's taxonomy places the organism in Eukaryota, Metazoa, Cnidaria, Anthozoa, Actiniaria, Actiniidae.